CAGCUCUGGAUGUUAAAUGGUAAAAUGGAGGUAGGUAGUGAAUUUCACUCCGUUUAGAUGUACGAUUUCAUCAACCCAAAAAUUGAAGAAUUGGAAUCGUACCGACCGAAUUCGACGCGUUUGGACGCCAACCGAAUCAUCGCUCGGAAACCUCGCCAAAUUCCAAGCGGCGCGCGCGGUCUGCUCCAUUUUCGCUAGUCCAGGAGCUCCGCGCGGCACGGAGACGAGCAGCUGCGAGGCGGCAGCGGAGAAAUCUUGGGCGGACCGUGGCGGCGACGGCGGCGGCGAGCAGGUCAAUUCCAGUUAGUUGUAGCAGAAUCCGCAGGAAUCAAUUCAACAAAAGAUUUCUCUUCCCAGGAUCUUCCCUUGAAGCACUAGGCGAUGCCGCCAAGGAAGCGGGGGAAAAAGGGGGCUACCACCGCCACCAAGCAGCAGCAAACGCCACCGCCCGAGCCGCCUGGCCCUGACGCUCCCGUGCAGGAGAAGCUGCGGUGGCUUGCUGACCAAGAGAUUGAACGUCGGAAAGCUGCCAUCAGAGCUAUUCAAGCAGCAGAGGUUGAGGGUGUACUUUCUGGGAUACACUUAGUGCGAACCUACAUUUCCAAGGAGCAAGAAGAAACAUGUGCCUUGCAAUAUUUCCAGGAGAACUUGCCCAACGUGUCAGUUGUCCCGAAUGAAAAACAGGACGAGCUUGAGUUGAAGUGGAAUGAGUGGGAUAAUCACAUAUAUGGAGACCAGAGGGAUGACAAGGUUUCACGAGCUUCGAUCACGUCAUUGGCAACUGCUGCUGGUUUUCAUUUCUCGGGAGAUUCAGUGCAGAAGAACUUCAUUGAGAGCACCUUUGAUUUUAACAACUGUACUUGGAGUGAGCUACCCGAAGGUCAGAUGACAGGGGCAGGGGAUUCUCUACAGACACCCGGGGCUACGAGUAGCCGACUCUCUUUUGGCAUGACACCGAAAACUGUAAGAGUACCCAAGAAUGGCGAGAUGCUCUUAUCUGUGCAUGGGUCACCUCUUGGAGUGUACAAAGAAGAAAAUCUGGCAGCCAUUACUGAAUCUGGAAAUGGAAGUGAAGAUAAUACAACACCCAUCUCUUAUGGCUAUUCAUUUACUAAUAUAAAAAAAACAUGUUACAGAAUCUGGAAAUGGAAGUGAAGAGCUGCCUCGUGAUGCCACUGGCCCUCUGUAAUAGCAGUAGAGUAAGCUGUGGGAGAUACUAAUCAGAACUUCAACCACUAAUUCAGGGUAUUCGUAGAGUCUCAACCCUCAUUGCCUGACGAGGUUCGGUGUGUUUAGGUUAUCCUUUUGUGUAGUUUGAUGAAGCAUGUUGUGGGGCGCCAGUUUUAGUCAGCUGAAACCAUUUGUCAGGUGCUUUAGCACAGUGUUGUCUGUUGUUAACUUCGCCACCAGGAAGCUGGUGGGAUUAGAUGAAUCUUUGGUGCGGCAUUCGUUAUUCACCCAGUUAUUAAGACUUCUGUAAUGAGAUGAGAUGAGACGUGGUGUACUGUCCAUGCUGUAAACGGAACUGUGAUGUCCCAUUUAGCUAUGUGCCAUGUUGUGCCGUGUACAUCAGGGGGAACUGCAAUUUGACAAGAUCUCAUAUCUUUCUGAUUUGAAA
Molecule: messenger RNA, 1618 nt
Organism: Lolium perenne
Lineage: Eukaryota; Viridiplantae; Streptophyta; Magnoliopsida; Poales; Poaceae
Source: RefSeq, a predicted model, not a curated record